AGUGCGCAUGUUCACUGGGCGUCUUCCCAUCGGCCCCUUCGCCAGUGUGGGGAACGCGGCGGAGCUGUGAGCCAGCGACUCGGGUCCCUGAGGUCUGGAUUCUUUCUCCGCUACUGAGACACGGCGGGUAGGUCCACAGGCAGAUCCAGCUGGGAGUUGAAGUGUGAGUGAGAGUGAAGAGGAACCAGCAGGCUUCCGGAGGGUUGCGUGGUCAGUGACUCAGAGUGAGAAGGCCCUCGAAGUCGUCGUCCCUCUCAUGCGGUGCCACGCCCAUGGACCUUCUUGUCUCGUCACGGCCAUAACUAGGGAGGAAGGAGGGCCGAGGAGUGGAGGGGCUCAGGCGAAGCUGGGGUGCUGUUGGGGGUAUCCGAGUCCCAGAAGCACCUGGAACCCCGACAGAAGAUUCUGGACUCCCCAGACGGGACCAGGAGAGGGACGGCAUGAGCGACACACACAAACACAGAACCACACAGCCAGUCCCAGGAGCCCAGUAAUGGAGAGCCCCAAAAAGAAGAACCAGCAGCUGAAAGUCGGGAUCCUACACCUGUGCAGCAGACAGAAGAAGAUCAGGAUACAGCUGAGAUCCCAGUGCGUGACAUGGAAGGUGAUCUGCAAGAGCUGCAUCAGUCAAACACCGGGGAUAAAUCUGGAUUUGGGUUCCGGCGUCAAGGUGAAGAUAAUACCUAAAGAGGAACACUGUAAAAUGCCAGAAGCAGGUGAAGAGCAACCACAAGUUUAAAUGAAGACAAGCUGAAACAACGCAAGCUGGUUUUAUAUUAGAUAUUUGACUUAAACUAUCUCAAUAAAGUUUUGCAGCUUUCACCAAAGAA
Molecule: messenger RNA, 830 nt
Organism: Gorilla gorilla gorilla (western lowland gorilla)
Lineage: Eukaryota; Metazoa; Chordata; Mammalia; Primates; Hominidae
Gene: XAGE1A
Product: X antigen family member 1A
Exons: 4
Coding region: 257-739 (160 amino acids)
Source: RefSeq, a predicted model, not a curated record